Kickxella alabastrina is the source of this 1104-nucleotide messenger RNA. RefSeq lists its product as uncharacterized. Lineage: Eukaryota; Fungi; Kickxellomycota; Kickxellomycetes; Kickxellales; Kickxellaceae. The coding region runs from base 73 to 1014 and encodes 313 amino acids. The transcript has a single exon. The record is from RefSeq and is a predicted model, not a curated record.
GAUUUUAUUCUUGUCAACUUUUUAAUACAUAUUAUAUCACACCCGCACUCAUUUCCCCCGACUGAAUAACUCAUGGACGGCGCUACAGAUAUACCGACCAGCGUCCGCGUGUUCAACAACCCGAUUAUAUUGGAGGGUAUUGUCAAAUAUCUUGAGCUGAAAGACCUCGAGCAGCUGAGCAGAACUUCCAGAUACGCCUGGCGGCACGUCAUUCCUAAAAUGUGGGUGGAACCAGCCUUGAACACCAUACCGGGAUUCCGAAGCUUCAGCACGGUUGUGGGGAAUCCGCUUGCUAUAACAAUAGGAAAGCAUUUAACGUACGGCGAUAUUGUGCGGACAAUAGAUCUCUCGAUGCUUGGCGGCAGGUGGGAGAAGGUCGGCAGCUUGCAGAUGGUACCCAUCUUCAAGCACUGCCCGAACAUGCGCAAGCUCAACAUGAAUUUGUGCCAGCACAUUUACAACGAGGCAUUUGUCAAAUUGUUCAAAGACAAUCCAAACUUGUGCAGCUCGCUCAAAUUCUUGGACAUUAGUGAGACUAUGCUGACUGAUGAAUCUUUGGAGCAAAUUAUCCAUAUGACUCCCAACCUUACCACUUUGGUCAUCAACGAGACAUCCGCAUCCCAUCGCACGAUGGGGGCAAUUGCACAUACUCUGGGCGAUCUCGAAUGGUUGGAGAUUGAUUGUUGUCACGAUAUCAGGGCAGAGGAGCUUAUAGAUGUGGGGAAAUCGUGCACGAAGCUGAGCCAUUUGAUUGCCACUGGUGAUAUGAUUGACAGGGAUGACGACGCGGUUGAACUAAUCGAUCGGAUAAAUGAGCAUGGGGAGUGGGAGGAUGAUGGCUUCGGAGAUGACGAUGGUUACAGCGAGUACGAUGAUGAUAAUGGUUACGACGAUUACGAUGACUUUCACGGCCAUGGCAACGACCUCGGUCACGAGGGAUACGACUCUGAUGGCGAGCCUGACUACGCGUACUGGGCCAAUGCCAUUAAUGGCCAAAGCGGAAUGUUCCGCUAAUAGAUGUUUUUAUCACUGGUUCGGAGUAAUAACAAACAGUAUUGAUCGUCAUUUUCUGUGCACUGAUCAAUAAAUCAAGGUUGAUCUGGU